Messenger RNA from Alosa alosa (allis shad), 1088 nucleotides. RefSeq lists its product as uncharacterized. Gene Ontology annotation, molecular function: signaling receptor activity. NCBI's taxonomy places the organism in Eukaryota, Metazoa, Chordata, Actinopteri, Clupeiformes, Clupeidae. The coding region runs from base 86 to 748 and encodes 220 amino acids. The record is from RefSeq and is a predicted model, not a curated record. The transcript is spliced from 4 exons. Gene Ontology annotation, biological process: adaptive immune response. Gene Ontology annotation, cellular component: membrane.
CAAAGUGAAAGUGAUGUGGUGCCUCCUCCAGUCUGUGUGUGUCUGCUGUCUGAUUCACAGUUGAAGCCUCUGGGAUGUUAGUAAGAUGGCCUCAGCCUUAGUGGUCUUGGUCUUGGCCUCAGCCAUUGUUUUCUCUGCCUGCAUCUCACCCUCACAAGGAUUUGAUAUGGACAAAUGGAAUUUGGAGGAAAAGGUCCCUGGGGAGCCCUUCAGCCUUCACUGCUCUACCCAAGAGCAACAGAGCAAACUCACAUUGUACAAACUCAGCAAGGCGAACAACAUCAACAUAAUGCAUGUUUUCAGGGGGGAAAGUGACAAAGAAGGAAUGCCAACCUAUCACCAACGAUACAUGAACAGAGUAAACUUCACAGGACCCUUGAAGGAUCUGUCCAUAAUCAUCACAAAUCUGACAGAGGAGGACUCUGGAGUUUACUACUGUAAAUAUACUACAUUGGUAAAAGGGGAUCCCAUCAAAAUCAUGGCCAAUAAAGUUUUUGUACUUUUCGUGAAUGGGUCUGUGUGUCUAGAGCCAUUCGCAUUCAACGCAAACACUGGCCCCAUCCCCAACACCAAAUUCAUUCUGAUUUUGUUCUCCACCAUCACUGCUGUGGGGGUCCUCCUGAUGUUUUUAAUGAUGCUAGUGUUUUAUGUUAUACCUAAGAUCAAGACGUUGCAGGCUCCGCAAGCGGCACAGAACAGAGGGAAUGACGUGUACGAGGUCAUGAGCGCCACGCUGAAGAGAACGUGAUGGAGUGGGCCGUGCUACCCCAGGGACAGGCCACACAACAGUCGUGUCUGCUUUUAAGGCUCCAAGGGGAUGACGGAUCAAAACGAAAAACAAUGGUUCCAUGUGAUCCUUGUGGGGCUACAUGCCCACCAAGUUUUGUGCACUCCGGUCUUUCAGUGUUCUGGGGAUCAAUUGCUUUGAAUUGCCUGAAGCUUCCUGUCACUCCAAUUCAAAUUCAACUUCCUGUGGGGCGGAGCCAAUUAAAUUCAAAUUCCAAUUCAUGAAUUGAAUGGAGACCCAUUCUAAAAUUUGGAAUUUUGCACAAGCCUGACACACACACACACACACCAUUCCCCCACAC